Messenger RNA from Arvicanthis niloticus (Nile rat), 1396 nucleotides. RefSeq names its product mitochondrial fission process 1 (gene Mtfp1). Gene Ontology annotation, cellular component: mitochondrion. Lineage: Eukaryota; Metazoa; Chordata; Mammalia; Rodentia; Muridae. Gene Ontology annotation, biological process: mitochondrial fission. The record is from RefSeq and is a predicted model, not a curated record.
ACUCCCUGCAGUGGCGAUAGCCCGACCUGUCCUUCAGCCUCGCACUACUGGCGGGUUCUUGCCAAGUGCUAGUGGAGACAGAGUUGUAGUGAGCUUCUAAUUUGCAGUGACUCCAACCGUGCCGGGGAAGUCAUGUCGGAGCAGCAGCGGCAGGGCGCCGAGCGCGAUCUCUACCGGGACACGUGGGUGCGCUACCUGGGCUAUGCCAAUGAGGUGGGGGAGGCUUUCCGCUCCCUGGUUCCUGCAGCUGUGGUGUGGUUGAGCUAUGGCGUGUCCAGCUCCUAUGUCCUGGCCGAUGCCAUAGACAAAGGCAAGAAGGCAGGAGAGGUGCCAAGCCCUGAAGCAGGCCGCAGCACCAGAGUGGCCCUGGCUGUGGUAGACACCUUUGUGUGGCAGUCUCUGGCCUCUGUGGUCAUCCCAGGCUUCACCAUCAACCGUCUGUGUGCUGCCUCUCUCUAUGUCUUGGGUACUAUGACCCGCUGGCCCCCGACUGUUCGCAAAUGGACCACCACCACACUUGGGCUGCUGGCCAUCCCUGUCAUCGUCCACCCCAUUGACAGGUCAGUGGACUUCCUCCUGGACUCUAGCCUGCGCAAGCUGUACCCAUCAGUUGAGAAGCCCAGCACCCCCUGACCCUGCUCUGAGUCUUGCCUGGGGUUUGCCCACUCACAUCAAAGAACGUGGAUACGUUGACUGUUUGGGGUCCAUGGCACUGCCAUCUGAGUGGGUUCAAAUUGAUGGGAGCUUGGAGAUGAAGGCCCUGGAGCAUAGUGGCUGUAGCGACACCCAGGGGUGGGACCCAACCCUGUCUGCAUCAGUGGCCUUGGUUGUGCUGAGUGGGAAUGAACUCUGGCUGGGCCUGUCUUUUGAAGUCCUUUUUUAAAAAGUAUUUAUUUUAUGUGUAUAGGUGUUUUACUUGCAUGUAUGUAUGUAUGUAUGUAUGUGCACCACCCUUUGAGGUUAAAGAGGUGAUUAGACACCCCUGAAACUGAAGUUGGGGAUAGUUGUGAGCCACCAUGUGGGUGCUGAGAACUGAAUCUGGUUCCUCUGUAGGAGCAGCCAGUGCUCUAACCACUAAGUACCUCUUAGCCUCCAGGUCUAUCUUCUGAUGGAAAAGCUGUAUCCUCCCAUGGAGGAUAAGGAUAUUAAGUCCCAGGGAGGGCAGGGAAUACUCCUGAGAUCACAUGACAAGCAAGGACCAGGCUUCCAGCUAUUCUAAGUCACUUUGUGCUAAUGUGGCUGAGUGACUUAGGGAAAGACACAGAGGUACAGCAUUUGGGACUCAGGGCAGAGUCUCUGGCCAGCCCAUCCCUGCUGCAGGGACUGCUGGGGUCUGGUUUAGAGGCAGGACAAUCACAAACCAAGUGCUAGGCCAAUAAAACUUUCAAAAAUGGCA